Messenger RNA from Myotis lucifugus (little brown bat), 2719 nucleotides. RefSeq names its product dapper homolog 2-like. Gene Ontology annotation, cellular component: cytoplasm. NCBI's taxonomy places the organism in Eukaryota, Metazoa, Chordata, Mammalia, Chiroptera, Vespertilionidae. Gene Ontology annotation, biological process: negative regulation of nodal signaling pathway. The record is from RefSeq and is a predicted model, not a curated record.
AACCGGCUGAGAUGCCAGGACCUCGGCCUGAAAACCCACUUGGACCAACUGGACCAGCAGAUCAGUGAGCUGCAGCUCGACGUGUGCAGGACGUCCACCGAGGGCCCCGACGGCGACAGUCGGCCCAGCUCAGGCUUCUACGAGAUGAGCGAUGGCGGCUCCUGCUCCCUGUCUGCCUCCUGCACGUCCGUGUGCAGCGAUCGCCUGUCCUCCUCCCUGGGCACUUUGCUGCCCGGCGCCCCGCAGGCCAGGACCAGCGCAGGGGACUGCCGGCCCUGGUCGGCCGAUGACAGCACCAUGUGCGGGGGGCCCCUGUCCGUGUGGGGACUUCAGGCCACCGAGGAUGGCGCGGGCCCCUCACGGCCCAGGCCCGUGUCCACAGGUGACCUCGAGAGAGUCCCCCUGGCCGGGGCGGGGCCCCCGACGGCCGGCGUUGACGCCAUGUCCACGUUGCUUCUCCGCCGCGGGCUAGGCCCCCUGCCCCUCAGGCUGGACCCCAAGUACCAGCGUGACCUGGUGUCCAAGGGGGGCAGGGAGGUGUACCUCUACCCCAGCCCCCUGCAUGCGGUGGCUCUGCAGAGCCCCCUCUUUGCUCUGCCCACGGACACCCCUCAGAGGGACAGCCCCCCGCAACCCUCCAGCCAGCCCCUUCCUGGCCACUCAGGGCCACGCCCCAUCCGGAUGGGACCGCUCCCCGAGGCUGGCGCAGCCAGAGCCUACAUAGACAAGCUGCUUGGACGGCGGGGCCCAGGGCACACCCCAAGGGGCCGUGUGGGUGAGCAGGGACCCCCAUCCCAGAGAGCAGAGACUGAGCGUCACCCAGACGGGCUGACCUGCUCCCCAAGAAGAGCAGACGUGGGAGGGGGGGCUCUGAGGAGGGACACAGGUGGGAAUAGCCUUGAGCAGCGGGGACCUGCGCCCUGUGGGAGCCCCCCGCCCCCCAGCAGCCUUCCGGAGGAGGGACAGAGACCCCCCCGUAACUGCGUCCAUGCGGGGACCAUUCAGGGCUCCCUCAGCUGGGGGGGUGCACUCCCGGGCUCAGCAGGCCGCUCCUACCAGCUGGGAGGGCACAGCAGGCUGUCCAUCAGGACGGGGCCUGGGGCCCUAUGUGCACCCCCAUUCUGUUGUAUUAGCUUUGAGCCAACGGGGCUGCGAACGGGCCAGAGGCCUGGCCCCCCCACCACAAAGGCUGUGAAGAUGGGGAGGAGGGCCAGCAACAGGGCACCGAGGCCAGGGAGGCAGCCGCCACCCGGGGGCGCCGUCCUGGCCCCCCAGCUGCCCCCCACAUGGGGCGCUGGACUUUGGAAAAGGGCCCCCCAGGCCAGGGAGCCCCCCGGCCGGUCCUGCUCCGAGUGCAGCCUCUACCCAGUGUCCUUCCUCGUCCCCCUGCUGGUGGCCCGCCGGGAAGGCCACGGGGCGUCCGCCCAGGCCUUGUUCCCCCGGGAGGAAGCCCCUGGGGUGGCCGGCAGGGCGGCCCGGCAGAGGCAGCGCAGGUGGCGGUCGUCCGUGGAGAUCUCAGCCCGCGCCCGCCUGCCUGGCGCCCAGGGCCCUGGUCUGGGGCCCCCAAGGCCGGCCUCGCGGAGAGGGGGUGGCCCGCGGCCUGCGUGCUCCCGGGCCAGGCUCAGGCCGCCCCACAGGCACCCGCAGGUCAGGAGCGAGUCUGGCUCCGAGCACUCGGCCGAGUGUGCCUUCCUCUUCCACUCCACCAUCACCGAGACCAGCGAGGUCAGGGCCAGCGACCACACGGCCGGCCGCUUCGGGGACCCGGAGUCCAGUGGCAGCAACGCAGAGGGUGGUGUCCAGGACGUGGGCAGCCGGCCGGCCUGGCCUGGGAUGAGCCCCCCCCAGCCCCAUCGCACCCCUGGCUCCCGGCCACCCCUGUCCCCGGUGCCCAAGCUCUGCCACAUCAAGGCCUCCAAGGCCCUGAAGAAGAAGAUCUGCCGGUUCCAGCCCACUGCGCUGAAGGUCAUGACCCUGAUGUGAGCCUGCUGCGCUGAAGGUCAUGACCCUGAUGUGAACAUGCUGUGCUGAAGGUCAUGGCCCUGGUGUGAACCUGCUGCACUGAAGGUCACGACCCUGGUGUGAACAUGCUGUGCUGAAGGUCAUGACCCUGGUGUGAACCUGCUGUGCUGAAGGUCACGACCCUGGUGUGAUCCAGCUGCACUGAAGGUCAUGACCCUGGUGUGAAUAUGCUGUGCUGAAGGUCAUGACCCUGGUGUGAACCUGCUGUGCUGAAGGUCAUGACCCUGUGUGAGGCCAGGCAACCCGACCUGUGUUCCAGAAGCCGUCCUCCUGAGGAUCAGGAGGGAGGGUGUGACAGGCUCAGAGGGCCGAGGACAAAGUCCAGCGUGUUCGCCUAUUUACUGUGCGGAUGUGGGUUCUCCCAUGUUGUUGCCAAUUUGUGGCCUGAAGUUCCGCUUGGAAAAGCCGUCACCCCCGGAGUGGAGGGAGGAGCAGGUGCCAGGCUGGGCGGAGGGUCCCCGAGCCCCGGGCGCCUCCCCAACCUGUCAGAUAUCAGAGAACACAAGCUGUGGGGUCUCACGAGCCGCCUGCAGACACGGACUCGCCCAGGCAUCCAGGCGUCUGCCGCCACCACCUUGGUCCUGCUCCCGUCUCUGCAAAGCAUCUUCCUUGGGGCUCGGCGGCCGGACACCUGUGGGAAACUGGGCGGAUGGGACCCCAUGUCCGUCUCAGGUGAAUAAACCCAGGAUUUGCCGUU